AUGGUUGAGGAUUUCACCAAGCCUGCUGCGUACACAGGUGAGCUCAUUGGGCUCGAGUACUUGUACGAGCAGACGGGCAGCGUGUUUGAGGACAUCGACAUGGAUCCUGACGCUCCGGAUGAGGAUGCUGCCGUUGUUGACAUCGAGGACGUGGAUGAGGGGAUAGAAGCGGAUGAGGAGGACCCCACUGUCUUCCCACCAGACUCUUCCUCAUCCCCCUCUCCUCAGGCAGCAUCCCAGUCAGGUGCACCCAAGUCUGAGUCAUCCCCCGCCUCUCCUGAAGCUUCUGGAAGCCAGGCUCCUCCUCCUCCGCAGGACUCCUCAGAAUCUGAGGAGGAGGUUUUAGGUCCUGAUGGCCAGCCGGGAUACCAGCAUGUCCUGAAGCUGGCCACGGCCUUGGUGGAGGUCAGGAACCUGGACGGUGUCAGCGAGCCAAGGGUGGACCAGCUCAUCUCGCUCUGGCAGCGCAUGUUGGAGCAAGACACACAGAGGCUGAGCUACUCGUCCAGAUACCAGGAGAGGCAGACCAAGGGGUGCUUCAAGGCAGCGAAGGGAGAGGACACCACCUGUCCUGAGAAGGAACGUCUCCAAUGCUGCCUACUUGGAGGGAACUCGGGUCUUGCAAACUGGCCGGACACCAUCCGCCUUGUGGAGCCACACGCGUCGGCGGGAUCAUGA
This is a messenger RNA of Nematolebias whitei (Rio pearlfish), 678 nucleotides long. RefSeq lists its product as uncharacterized. Bases 1 to 678 code for a protein of 225 amino acids. The record is from RefSeq and is a predicted model, not a curated record. NCBI's taxonomy places the organism in Eukaryota, Metazoa, Chordata, Actinopteri, Cyprinodontiformes, Rivulidae. The transcript is spliced from 5 exons.